Myxocyprinus asiaticus (Chinese sucker) is the source of this 1351-nucleotide messenger RNA. RefSeq lists its product as uncharacterized. Lineage: Eukaryota; Metazoa; Chordata; Actinopteri; Cypriniformes; Catostomidae. The coding region runs from base 180 to 839 and encodes 219 amino acids. The transcript is spliced from 2 exons. The record is from RefSeq and is a predicted model, not a curated record.
CGUGCUUUCUCUGUAGUCGGCCCCAGAUUAUGGAAUAAUUUACCUUUGGACAUUAGAGUUAGGGUUUCUGGAUAUUACGAUUUAUAAUAAACUGCACUUGGGUUCAUCGCACAUCAUCAUCAUCAUCAUCUUUGUCAUUGCUUGCUGAGCUUCGUUACAGAAUACCUGACCGACGCAAUAUGAACCCAGUAAUCCAGCUUCUUCGACUUCAUCAGGGGAAUCGUCCCCUGGAGGAUUACGUGGAGGACUUUUGCGCUCUGGCAUGCCAGGUGGACUUUAAUGAGGUUGCCCUCAAAGACAUUUUUCGUUUUGGACUGAUUGAGUCUAUUUCUUUGCUGAUGCCAGGUGGUCAGAGUACCCACAGCCUGGCUCAAUAUAUCGACCUCGCCCUGCAGAUUAUUGGUUCCACGUUCACUGUGGAGGAGGCGGAUGCCGAGCUAGAGUUCCACGUCAUGGUCACUGAGCUAGCGCCAUCUUUUGCCCCGGAUCCUGAGUCUGCCCCAUGCCAUGUCACAGCCACGCCUGAACCUGCUCCAUGCCAUGUCACAGCCACGCCUGUGCCUGCUCCAUGCCAUGUCACAGCCACGCCUGAGCCUGCUCCAUGCCAUGUCACAGCCAUGCCUCAGUGUGCUCCAUGCCACGUCACAGCCAAGCUUCAGUCUGCUCCAUGCAAGGUCUCAGGCUCAUCUCUGGCCAACGAACCAGCGCUGCAGGCUUCAUUCGUUCCAGAGCCAUCUCUCACUGGGCUAUUUGAGCUGGAAUUGGUUCCCACCCUUGUGCCCAUCCUUAGUUCUCCUGAUCAGGCAAGGGGAACUUUUGACCCUCUGACCCCAUCUUGACCCUCCAAGCCCUGUACUCCGCCUUGGCCUGUCGAUCCCUUCGACAUCACCUCGGCUCUACGUUCCCUCGGCUCCACUGCGGUCCUUCAGCCUGUCGGCUUUACCGGGUCCCUCCAGCUCCUCCUUGGUCUGUCGGUCACCUGACUCCACCUUGGAUCUCCGAUCCUCUGGCUACGCCUCAUCUCUCCAAUCCAUCAGCUCCACCGGGGACCUCCAUCCCUACGGCUCCGCCUUGGUCCUCAGCCCCACCGGCUCUGCCUCAGUCUUCCGAUCCCCCAGCUCCGCCUUGCUCCUCCGAGCCUCCGGCGCCACCUUGGUCCUCCGUACCUCCAGCUCCACCCUGGCCCUUCGAGCCAUCAGCUACUCUCCGGGUACCAAGUUCCCUGGUGUCGCCCUUCAAGUCUCUCACAGCUCCGCCUUCCAUGGCUCCGCUCCUCGAGUCUCUCAUGGCUCCACCUUCCACAGACUUUGCCCUGAUCCCAUGCUCCACGCCCUGUUUUGCCAAGCCACAA